AUGCCCCCUCAGAGAUUCUCCAGCGUCCGGUCAAAGUCCAGCCUUAGGCCCAUUUUCAGGCUCGACUCGAGCCCCGUCUCCUUUCGAUAUGAACAGACCAUCCAGGCGGAGCCGCCAAUCCACAUCACAUCCCCUUCGCGUCCGGCCCCUUCCAUUUAUUCUUCGUGCCAGCGACGUCCGUCCACUAUUUCCUCUUCAACAACUACCACCACAAUCACCGCCGUCGCGACGACGCCAUCCUCGCCCACUCACACCUUCGUUGUCGUGAUCCCCCGUCCUCCUCCCCCCGAAGAAGAGCAUCCGGCGCUACGAAGUAGCAAGUCCGUCAGCGACGCCGAAGGUUGGAAAAGAGAUUCGGGCCUCGCACCAACCAUCGUCCCCACCAUCUCGAUCGGUUCCGCUACGAUACGAGGCGACGAGUACGACGACAACGACGGCAACGACGCCGCUGCCGCCGCCGAACCCUGUUUCGAUACUGCUCUGUACGACAAGUACAACAAACUCUUCGACUUUGAACCCGUUUCUGUGGUCCAUGAUAUAGCAUCUGGUUACUCGACCGGCGACCAUCCCCAGCACGACGUAUCAACAGCGGCAGCUGCACCGCUCUUUCUGCGACUAUCACUGUCAAAUGAUCGACAGGCACCAUCCGCCGCAUCCGUAUCCCUGUCUUCUGUGCCCUCAUCCCCCUCGUCGCCCCCAUCACAACCUUCCUCCGCAUUCUCAUCCCACUCGGCCAAUAGCAGCCUCCUUGCUUCAACGCCCCCACAGCCCCCUACGCUAGCAGAACGGAGGAAAAAACUGGUCAAGUCCUUUAGCCUACGGACGGGGCUAUCAAUAACCACCAGGAGACUCCGCAAAAGAAGUCUCGGCCACGAGGACGCCAACGGCUAUCAAGCCCACUUGGCCGCGCUAUCAACUGGGGGAGGCGCUAGUAAUCUUAGUGCCACGGCGUCAGCGGUCGCGGUAAUGGCGCUCAACUCAUCAGCGUCAGGGUCGUCCAGGGCCCUCGCUGAAACUCCAGCCACGCCCAACACCACCACAACGGGCGGUGCCGGCAGUCGCUCGCCUGCAGACAGCACCACCACCAACACCCCUGCUCCCGCCGCCACAACCCGUAUAUUCCACCCGUCCAGUGCGGCUGCCAUCGCUGCCAUCGCCCUCCCCGACUUUUCCCCCCUUUCCAUUGCAAUCCCCGACGAACGCCUCCUCGACGAUGACUUCAUUCAGAACAUGAGCUUCUCUCAACGCGGCAGUGUCAUGUUUGGUGGUCGCCGCGCAGUGCCACGCCCAUCGCCAAACUCGCCAUCCCCAACUCACGAGGCUGAAGCGAAAUCGCAGGCUGAAGAAGUGAAUGGAGAAGCAAGGACAGACGGCGAGGCGCCGACACCGGCCAUCGACUUCAUUGCCUGGCAAUCCGGACCGAAAUCGGACGAAGCACCGGCGGCGCCGACCAGACUGCCACCGACCGUACCAUCCGCAGCGGCAAUCAUCUCGCCAUCGGCACCCGCAGAGGAAUCGGCACCCGCGUCGGUAGAAUCAGAUACAGAGACCAAAGUAACGACCGACGCGGAGACCGAAACGGCCACAGACCCGGCGGCAGAAGCUGUGGCAGAGACACCUACAGAAGCGACGGCGGAAGCAGCAAGGAAACAACCGAUGGAAACAAUUGCAGAAGCAGAGGCGGAGGCAGAGGCAAUCACGGAAGAAACAGCGACAGAAAAAGUCACAGAGCAGGCGGCGGCAGAUGAGGUGCCAGAGGUAGAGGCAAAGACAGACGCAGACGCAGACGCAGACGCAGACGCAGACGCAGACGCAGAUGCAGACGCAGAUGCAGACGCAGUGACGGCGGCAGUAACAGAGGAUGCCACGGCAGAGACUACUACUGAACCAUCGAGGGAGCCGACGCCCGGAGAAUCUCCCACGGCGACACCCGCUACCCCUACUCCUACUUCCACCACUCCUGCCAUCGUCAGCACCCCGUCGGCGGAGGGCACCAGCAAUGCCAACACGACCGAAACGCUAGUGGAUGGGACUUCCCAGACCACCCAGACGACGACCGCAAUGCCUUCGAUUCAACUCAUGCCGGCCGAUGUGGAGAGAGAUUCUCAAAAGGUGAGAUCUCUUUAUGACUCUGGCGAUGCCGUGAGGUGGGAAGACGGUGGGAGACUCUCCCCACUCGGCGAACAAGGGGAGCCCGACUCCCCAUCUGCCAACAAGGACACAGAGAAUGACGCCGUGUCCGACCUCCAUUCUCCGCCGCGCUCUCUUUCCCGAUCUGCGAGUUUCUUGUCGGCCCGCCCCGAAAGUGCGCUCGUGCGCAGAGAGUAUGAGCUUGCAGGCGGCAUCGAAGAUUGGGAGGACGUACAAGGUGGUGACGUCGAUCGGUACGGCUUCAUCACCCCGCGCAGGCCUCAAUCCUCAAGAACCGAUACUCCGCCGACCGAACUGAGAUCGUCCCGGUCCGUCUUCAGGAGGAGGAAUGUAUUGUCGACGCGAGAUGACUCGGGUCCGCACGGCCGCGGGCCGAGCAGGAAGUUGUCGGCUCGAUCCCUCCACACUCAGACCUCCGAAGUGUCGACCAGGUCGCGUCGAUCGGCGAGGUCUGCCAUUCGCCAGGCGACCAACUUGCUCCCCCACAACCGCAACCGGCGCUGGAUGGACGAAGCGGGCGACAUGUUGACGCUGAUGCCAGGGCUCCAGGACGUCAUGGAAGACGCCAAGGCGGAGCAAAUAUCCGAGGCCAUCAAGAAGAAGGAAUGCGAGCGAGCCGAAAAGUGGCGGAAGAUGGCCAAGGUGGUCAAGAAGGGCGAAGACGGAGAGGGCAUGGUCUUUGAGUUCGACGUCAAGAACCCCAAGCUGAUCGAAAGGACGUGGAAGGGCAUCCCCGACCGGUGGCGAUCCUCGGCCUGGUAUUCCUUCCUGGCAGCCAGCGCCCGGGAGAAGCCGGGGUCGCCCUCGGAGGAACAUAUCAUAGCCGACUUCAAUCGCUUUCAGAACAGGAGCUCGCCCGACGACGUCCAGAUCGACCUGGACGUGCCGCGCACCGUCAAUCGGCACGUCAUGUUCCGGAGGCGGUACCGUGGCGGCCAGCGGCUGCUCUUCCGCGUGCUACACGCCCUAUCACUCUACUUCCCGGAGGUCGGCUACGUGCAAGGGAUGGCGUCCCUGGCGGCGACCCUUCUCUGUUACUACGAUGAGGAGCAGUGCUUUGUCAUGCUGGUGCGCAUGUGGCAGCUGAGAGGCCUGGAGCGACUGUACCGGCCCGGUUUCGAGGGUCUAAUGACUGCACUCGGGGAUUUCGAAACGUACUGGCUGCGUGACAAGCCCGUGGCGCGAAAGCUGACCGAGCUUUGCAUUGACCCCACGGCAUACGGAACACGAUGGUAUCUGACUCUCUUCAACCUGACCAUCCCGUUUCAAGCGCAGCUCAGGGUGUGGGACGUGUUCUUGCUCCUGGGUGACAGCCCUCCCGAGCGGCCACCGACGACAUCGAACGGGUCGAAAGCGACGCCGAAGCAGCCGCUUGCCGGGAUCGAGAUUGUGCACGCCACGAGCGCGGCCUUGAUCGAUGCCCUCGGCGAGGUUCUGCUGGACUCGGAUUUCGAGAACGCCAUGAAGGCCUUGACGUCCUGGAUCCCCAUCAAGGACGAAGACUUUCUCAUGAAGGUGACCAAGGCGGAAUGGAAGGCUUAUCAGAGUCGGAAGAAGGCCUAG
This is a messenger RNA of Sodiomyces alkalinus F11, 3714 nucleotides long. RefSeq lists its product as hypothetical. The record is from RefSeq and is a predicted model, not a curated record. The coding region runs from base 1 to 3714 and encodes 1237 amino acids. Lineage: Eukaryota; Fungi; Ascomycota; Sordariomycetes; Glomerellales; Plectosphaerellaceae. The transcript has 3 exons.